Salvelinus sp. IW2-2015 is the source of this 1251-nucleotide messenger RNA. RefSeq names its product AT-rich interactive domain-containing protein 3A-like. The record is from RefSeq and is a predicted model, not a curated record. Gene Ontology annotation, biological process: regulation of transcription by RNA polymerase II. Gene Ontology annotation, molecular function: DNA binding. Lineage: Eukaryota; Metazoa; Chordata; Actinopteri; Salmoniformes; Salmonidae. Gene Ontology annotation, cellular component: nucleus.
AUAUGAAGUACCUCUACCCUUACGAAUGUGAAAAGAGGGGUCUGAGCUCCCCCGGAGAGCUCCAGGCAGCUAUCGACAGUAACCGCCGCGAGGGGCGUCGUCAGAGCUACGGGUCGGCCCUCUUUAACUACUCUCCAGCGGGGACUCCCUCCGUCCUCUCCUCCCCCAAGAUGAGCAUGUCUCAUCUGGCCAUGUCCMCCUACAACGGAGUACACCUGACCCAGGGACACAACAUCAAGAAAGAGGAUGGCCUGAUGUCGGGAGGUCUGCCGGGCCGUGUUGGGGAGAUGCCCGUGUCUCUGGGAGGGCACCACGGGGCGGCUGCAGGACAGGCGGCUGCAGCGGUGGAGCAGCUGAGGGAGAAGCCGGAGAGCGGGGAGCCGCCGGAGAAGAAGAGGAUGUUGAUGGAUCAACAGAGGCUCGUGCAGCAUGCGCUUCAGCAGAACCUCCUCGCCAUGGCAACACGACUGCCCAUGAACAUCAAGUUAAACAACAGAGGUGAGAGGAUCAGAGAUGAUAGACAAGAGACUCCAUUGAACCUGUCUACCAGCGGCAUUAGCAGCAUCAACAUGUCGAUAGAAAUAAAUGGAGUUGUCUACACAGGUGUUCUGUUUGCCAAGAAGCCCUCCCUUCCCAUGAUGCUGGGUGGUCACCAGAACCACACCUCCUCUCAGGGAAAGACCAGUCUGGGGCUGAACUACUCCUGCGUACAGAUCCAACCGUCCUGCUCCUCCUCUUCCUCCACGUCCUCCACAUCCUCGGUCCACGGACACAGAAACUCCUCCCCCUGAUCUGAGUCCCACCCACAGCCCCACCAGCUCACUCUAAACCUCGCCCCUAUCCUCCCCCAAAGACAGCACGCGGUCUGAGAUACCAGGAGAAAUGACUUCUGUUGUUUCCCCCCCCUCCUCCUCCCCUUUUUCUCUAUUUCCCUUAUCCCAGUUAAAAUAAUAAUAAAAAAAUAUUUACAGAGGAAAUACUUCCGCAAGAAAAGAACAAGAAAAUGCUCUCCUUCUAUUCUCUCUCCUCCUUCCUCUGAACUUUGAAUAGCAAUGGUAUGUAGAGGRCCUCUGUACCCAAUGGUAUGUAGAGGACCUCUGAUCCCAAUGGUAUGCAGAGGACCUCUGAUCCCAAUGGUAUGUAGAGGACCUCUGAACCCAAUGGUAUGUAGAGGACCUCUGCACCCAAUGGUAUGUAGAGGACCUCUGAUCCCUGUGUGUGAUGUAGAGGACCUCUGAACCCAAUGGUAUG